AUUGAUAAGAGUGCUUCUUUUGAUGAUCCAUUCGCUUAUCCUAAAGUCAAUCUCUGGAAAUCCCAGGGGAUGGAUUGCUGCUUUUGGGAAGGCAUAUGGUGUGAUCAUGACACUGGUCAUGUUAUAAGCCUUGAUCUCAGUAGCAGCUAUCUUUUAGCCUCAAUUGGAAUGCUCAGCUCUUUAGAAGUUUUGCUUGCUGGUAAUUGCAACUUCUCAGGCUUAUUGCCACCUUCUCUUGGUAAUCUUACCAACCUCCAAAUGUUGACACUUGAUAAUAAUAGCUUCACUGGUACAGUUGAGAUCGACACAUUUCUUGAGCUCAAAUACUUGAAAGAUUUGGUGUUAUCAGAAAACAAUUUUUCAUUGCUAAUCAAAACUAGGAAGAGUACCAAUGUCAUUUCUGCAAAGUUGGAAACUCUAGGACUUGAUCUGUCUCAUAAUAACCUAAAUGGGAUGAUCCCACAAUGUAUUGGCAACUUUAGCAACUCUUUGGUGGUUUUGAAUUUGCAAAGAAACAACUUCAAAGGUCCAAUUCCUCCAACUUGGGUAGCUGGAAACAAUUUAAAGGUGAUUCAACUAGGAGAGAACUAUUUGAAGGGAAAGCUACCGAGAUCAUUGGCCAAUUGUAGAAUGCUAGAGUUUCUUGAUCUUGGUAACAAUCUUAUCAAAGAUACAUUCCCUUAUUCGUUGGGAACUCUUCCUAGAUUGAAGAUUCUCAUUUUGCAUUUCAACAAAUUCUGUGGUGCAAUCAGUGUUCUAAAAUUAGAUUCCUUAUUUCCUAAUCUUCAAAUCAUUGACCUUUCACAUAAUGGAUUUGUUGGUCUUCUGCCAACAAAAUUCUUCAACGUGUGGAGUGCCAUGGCAGAUGUUGAUAAGGAGAACACAAAAUACUUGCAUGCAUAUGACAAUUAUGAUUUGAAUGGCUUCAAUAGGUUCGCUUCCUAUCCUUACUCAAUCACAAUAACAAACAAAGGAGUGAAGAUGGAAUAUGACAAGGUAUUAGAGAUUUUCUCAGCCAUUGAUCUUUCUUGCAACAAAUUUGAAGGAGAGAUUCCUGAUGUAGUAGGGAGCUUAAAGGGACCUCAACUGCUUAACCUUUCCAAUAACAUCCUUGUUGGUCCAAUCCCACCAACCUUGGGAAAUCUCAAAAAUCUUGAAGCACUAGACCUUUCUGUAAACAAGCUCACAGGAGGCAUUCCCAUGCAGCUAACGCAGCUCAAUUUCCUUGAGGUUUUCAAUGUCUCACACAACCAUUUGACAGGACCUAUCCCACAAGGUAAACAAUUUGAUACAUUUGAUAAUAGCUCAUUUGAUGGGAAUUUCGGGCUGUGUGGAUUGCCAUUGUCAAGUAAAUGUGACAACUUGAAGGCCUCGUCUCCACCAUCUUCAACCUCUAAAGGAAAUGGAGACUCUGGAUUGCCAGCUGAAAUUGGUUGGAAAAUAGUGGCAUUGGGUUAUGGAUGUGGUUUCCUUGUUGGUGUGGUGAUUGGAAACAUUGUCUUUGCAAGAACACAUGAGUGGUUGAUGAGGACUUACCGAAUCAGGCUGUCAAGGGGGAGAAGGAUGAGGAGGUUCUAGUGAAGAUAAAUGUUUAUCUGUUGGUGGUAGAUAUAGCCUUUCAUUUUUUUCCUACAUUUCUCUAUUUUUUCUUCUUUUUGUUUUGUGUGUGUGGAUUAUGAUUCAAGUAGAUAGAGUGCAAAACCAAUGUAUUGUGUGGAUUGUUGUACUUUAAAGCUGCAUCAAUAAAUUGGACUUCAACUU
Molecule: messenger RNA, 1761 nt
Organism: Rubroshorea leprosula
Lineage: Eukaryota; Viridiplantae; Streptophyta; Magnoliopsida; Malvales; Dipterocarpaceae
Source: the annotation of a GenBank genome assembly